This is a messenger RNA of Styela clava, 2052 nucleotides long. Its product is annotated as hydroxyacyl-coenzyme A dehydrogenase, mitochondrial-like. Gene Ontology annotation, molecular function: NAD+ binding; (3S)-3-hydroxyacyl-CoA dehydrogenase (NAD+) activity. Lineage: Eukaryota; Metazoa; Chordata; Ascidiacea; Stolidobranchia; Styelidae. Gene Ontology annotation, biological process: fatty acid beta-oxidation. Gene Ontology annotation, cellular component: mitochondrion. The record is from RefSeq and is a predicted model, not a curated record.
AGGGCAAAGUGCAAGUAGUUGCAAAUUUUAGGUGGAAUGGAAAAUGAAAUAGAACGCAAUUUUACUUGAAACGUAUUGCUUAGUAUGGUAGGUGAACUUGUAUUUUCGUUUGAUAUAUUUUUUAUAUUCAGUAUCCUUUUUUUUUUAUAAAUAGUGUACAAGAGUAAUUAAACUGUUUGCCUGCAAGGAUGUUGUCCACUCAAAUUAUUCGAAAUAUGUCAACAGCCAAUCGAUUGUCACAAAUCAAGAAACUGGUGGUAAUUGGUGGGGGUCAAAUGGGGUCAGGAAUUGCCCAAGUAUCCGCAGUUGUUGGAAAUGAAGUCAUAAUCGUGGAUCAAAAUGAAGAAUUACUUGCAAAAUCAAGGUCAACAAUUAAAAAAAGUUUGCAGCGUGUUGCAGCAAAGAAAUACAAGGAUGAACCAGAAAAAGGGAAAACAUUUGUGCAAGAAUCUAUGUCUCAGAUACAAACAAAUACUGAUGCGGAAACUGCUGUCCAAAACGCAGAUCUAGUGGUUGAAGCCAUCGUUGAGAAUCUUAAAAUUAAGCAGGAUUUGUUUAAAAGCCUUGAUGCUGUUGCUCCAGCCAAUACAAUAUUUGCUUCGAACACAUCAUCUCUACCUAUCAGAGACAUUGCUUCAAGUACAAAACGAGAGGAUCGUUUUGGAGGAGUUCAUUUCUUCAACCCAGUUCCUAUGAUGAAGCUUGUUGAAGUCAUCAAAGCUCCAAACACAAGUCAAGAAACAUUUGAUGCUUUGUUUACAUGGAGUAAAUCUCUUGGCAAGACUGCAGUUUCAUGCAAAGAUACUCCUGGAUUUUUAGUGAACCGACUACUCGUCCCUUAUACGGCAGAAGCAGUUCGCUUAUAUGAACGAGGCCAUGGAUCUAUCAAAGAUAUCGACAUCGCUAUGAAACUUGGAGCUGGCUACCCAAUGGGUCCUUUCGAGCUGACAGAUUACGUCGGGCUUGACACUUGCAAAUUCAUUCUAGACGGAUGGAGAGAAGCUAUGCCUGAUAAUCCAUUGUUCGAUGGCAGCCCGCUGAUGGAUAAAUUAGUUUCGGAAGGAAAACUAGGUGUGAAGUCGGGGGAGGGAUUCUACAAGUAUAAUAAUAAAGGACAAAAAAUGUAGAUUUUUCCAUGUGUGUCAGGUUUCGAGUAAUUUAUGAAAAUUUAGUUUGCAAAUCAAUUUAAAUUACCUUUCUGGUUGGAGUAAUUUCUGAGGCCUUCUAUUAUCUUCUACAAAUCUAUCAUCCAUUAUGGGUUUCUUGCUCUGAAUUUUUUCGAACGGUCUUUGGCAGCAGAAUACCCACAUUAAGAGCUAUUAUUUGGCAUUAAAAAAUUCAAUCCUUACUAGAUAUUUUUGUAGACCAGUGAUUGUUUUCAACUUCAGCAAUUAGUGCACUUAUGACUCAACUCAACCAUCCUCAAAUGUCAUUCAUACAUUUUUUGAUUCUUUUACAUAUAAUACAACAGAUGUCAAAUAUUAUUGACCAAAUGAUAUGAAUCAGUCAAUUUUCCUGUUUAUCUUCCAUGGUGUAGAACAGUCGGGGCCCCCCGAAGUACGCGUCCACAAGUACUUCUAGUGGGCGUAGCAUAAUGAUUUUUGCAUAUAAUAUUUCUAACCCCCACCUGACAAUGUUAUCUAAAAAUUGAGUCAUUAUGACAUCACAAUUGCAUCAUAGAGCUUGCUAAAGUAAUGAACUCACUAACGCCAGCAAUCUCUCUCUUAUCAGUAUUGUUUCAACGAGAAUAUGAGAGAGUCUGUGCAUUUUAGACGACCAUACUUAUACUUUGGGGGGCGUAUUUUCAGAUCAUGUGGGGGUUAGGAAUGGCACAUUCAAAAGUUGUUGAGGUAAACCAACUAGAAGUACUUGUUGGCAGGAGACCGAACAGUGAGUGGUAUAAUACUCAAAUAUUGCACUGCCUGUACUUCCUCAUACCUAACAAUUAUCGUAAUUUUUUUAGUCAAUAUCAUAAUAUAUUUCUUAAUUUUGUAAGUUUUCUGAUUUAAUCAAUUUGCCCAAUCAAUAGUUGCUUAUUGGUUUUGAAAAAUA